Molecule: messenger RNA, 1341 nt
Organism: Patiria miniata (bat star)
Lineage: Eukaryota; Metazoa; Echinodermata; Asteroidea; Valvatida; Asterinidae
Product: vegetative cell wall protein gp1-like
Exons: 1
Coding region: 1-1341 (446 amino acids)
Source: RefSeq, a predicted model, not a curated record
AUGCCGGUGAGGGAUCCCACGGGCCCCGCCAGCGUUCCCGAGCGCCAACCCACCAAGGAUUCCAUGGGCCCCGCCAGUGUUCCCGAGCCCCAGCCCACCAAGGAUUCCACGGGCCCCGCCAGCGUUUCCAAGCCCCAACCCACCAAGGAUUCCACGGGCCCCGCCAGCGUUCCCGAGCCCCAACCCACCAAGGAUUCCACGGGCCCCGCCAGCGUUCCCGAGCCCCAACCCACCAAGGAUUCCACAGGCCCCGCCAGCGUUCCCGAGCCCCAACCCACCAAGGAUUCCACGGGCCCCGCCAGCGUUCCCAAGCCCCAGCCCACCAAGGAUUCCACGGGCCCCGCCAGCGUUCCUGAGCCCCAGCCCACCAAGGAUCCCACGGGCCCCGCCAGCGUUCCCAAGCCCCAGCCCACCAAGGAUUCCACGGGCCCCACCAGCGUUCCCAAGCCCCAGCCCACCAAGGAUUCCACGGGCCCCGCCAGCGUUCCUGAGCCCCAACCCAGCAAGGAUUCCACGGGCCCCGCCAGCGUUCCCGAGCCCCAGCCCACCAAGAUUUCCACGGGCCCCGCCAGCGUUCCCAAGCCCCAACCCAGCAAGAUUUCCACGGGCCCCGCCAGUGUUCCCGAGCCCCAGCCCACCAAGAUUUCCACGGGCCCCGCCAGCGUUCCCGAGCCCCAGCCCACCAAGGAUUCCACGGGCCCCGCCAGCGUUCCCGAGCCCCGCCAGUGUUACCGAGCCCAAGCCCACCAAGAUUUCCACGGGCCCCGCCAGCGUUCCCGAGCCCCAACUCACCAAGGAUUCCACGGGCCCCGCCAGCAUUCCCAAGCCCCAACCCACCAAGGAUUCCACGGGCCCCGCCAGCGUUUCCAAGCCCCAACCCACCAAGAUUUCCACGGGCCCCGCCAGCGUUCCCGAGCCCCAGCCCACCAAGGAUUCCACGGGCCCCGCCAGCGUUCCCGAGCCCCAGCCCACCAAGGAUUCCACGGGCCCCGCCAGCGUUCCCGAGCCCCGCCAGUGUUACCGAGCCCAAGCCCACCAAGAUUUCCACGGGCCCCGCCAGCGUUCCCGAGCCCCAACUCACCAAGGAUUCCACGGGCCCCGCCAGCAUUCCCAAGCCCCAACCCACCAAGGAUUCCACGGGCCCCGCCAGCGUUUCCAAGCCCCAACCCACCAAGAUUUCCACGGGCCCCGCCAGCGUUCCCGAGCCCCAGCCCACCAAGGAUUCCACGGGCCCCGCCAGCGUUCCCGAGCCCCAGCCCACCAAGGAUUCCACGGGCCCCGCCAGCGUUCCCGAGCCCCAGCCCCAGCCCACCCUUCCCCAGUUUCAGUAUGAGCCGAUAG